Mercurialis annua (annual mercury) is the source of this 420-nucleotide messenger RNA. RefSeq lists its product as uncharacterized. Bases 1 to 381 code for a protein of 126 amino acids. NCBI's taxonomy places the organism in Eukaryota, Viridiplantae, Streptophyta, Magnoliopsida, Malpighiales, Euphorbiaceae. The record is from RefSeq and is a predicted model, not a curated record. Gene Ontology annotation, molecular function: metal ion binding. The transcript is spliced from 4 exons.
AUGAAGUCCACACUAGCUAAAAGCAAAAGAAGAAGAAAAUUUCUCGGUGGAAUUGUUAUCAUUGUGAUGUUGUCUAACAAAUCUCUCAUGUUUCUUGAGGAUUUAACUCUGCCUAAGUUUCAGGAAAUAGUAGUGAACGGAAACUUAGGAUGUGCUGGAUGUACACAAAGAGUGUCUAAUAUUAUUUCCAAGAUUACUGGACUAAGAGAAUAUACAGUGGAUGUGAAGAAGAAACAAGUAAUUGUGAAGGGGGAAUUUACAUAUAAACACAAUGGAGAAGAAAAGGAUUUUUCCAUUAGAGAAUUGAGAAAAGAACAUUGUUGUUAUCAUGUAAAAUUGAUAUUUGGAUCAUUUCUAAGUUGUUUCUUUAAAGGUGCAUGAAUGAAGGGAAAUUAUCUUCUACAUCUUAUUUUAAAAAAA